AAAUGUCUAUUCUACACUCAAAUUCUCUCAUUUUCAACGCUAAAACCAGUGUUAAAUCUUACUCCUUCACUUCAUUUCUUCCUUCUUUUUCAAUCUCAACUUCUAAAUUUAGAAAGUUUCCAAAAUUUUCAAUUCAUUCAUCAAUUAAUGAUCCUCGAGAUUUUUUUGUACCAAAAUCCAACCAAAACGACGAUGAUUCGGAUGAUAAAACGACGUCGUUUGUUGAUGAGUGGGGCGAGAGGUCGGAACCGGAGCUCCGACCCGUAACGAAGUUAUGGGAUUCGGAUCCUCCUAUUGAUAUAGACGAAUGGGGUAGAGAUGAGCUAAGGAGCACUGAUAAUUCAGGGAUUGAAGAUGAGUGGGGCGAGAAGUCGUAUCCGGAGCUCCGACCCGCCAAGACGUUAUCGGAUUCGGAUCCUCCUAUAGAUGAAGACGAAUGGAUCGGAGCUAAGCUAGUAGGCAACAACAUUGAUAGAGUUAGAAAUGAGUGUGUUUCUGAUGAUAAAAUGACAUCAUUUGUUAAUGAGUGGGGCGAGAAGUCGGAGACCGAACCUGGACCUGAGCUAGUGGGUAAAAUCAUUGCGGGGUCGUUUGGUGUUGUAGAAGAUGAGAGAGUUGCAGAGCUGAAAAGGUGCUUAAUUGACACGGUUUAUGGGACAGAUUUUGGGCUCAGGGCCUCAUCGGAGGUUCGAGCCGAGGCACUAGAGCUGGUUUCUCAGUUGGAGGCAGCAAAUCCAACUCCAAACCCCGUUGAAUCACCUGAGUUGCUCGAUGGGAACUGGAUUUUAGUGUUUACAGCAUAUUCUGAGCUGUUACCUCUUCUGGCUGUGGGUACCAUUCCUUUACUGAAGGUUGAAAAGAUUAGCCAAUUGAUUAGUACAAGCAGCCUUACCAUUGAGAACUCAACUACAUUAUCAAGCCCUGUUGCCACCUCGUCUUUUAGUGCAACUGCUGCAUUUGAAGUUCGAAGUCCAUCAAGAAUACAGGUUGAAUUCAAAGAAGGGACAUUUAAUCCUCCGAAGAUUAAGUCAAAAAUAGAUCUGCCAGAAAACAUGGAUAUCUUUGGCCAAAACACAAGUUUGUCACCCGUACAGCAAUAUUUGGGUCCUCUAGAAAAUGUCGUGGCAGGUAUAGCCCGAACUAUUUCUGGUCUACCUCCUCUCAAGGUUCCAAUUCCAGGUGGGAGGACAAAAUCUUGGCUUAUUACGACAUACCUUGAUAAGGAUCUUCGCAUCUCCAGGGGAGAUGGUGGGCUUUUUGUUCUCGUUAAGGAAGAGAGUUCUCUUCUAGAUCAGUAACAAGUUCCCGUUCAUGUAUAUAUGUAAAGGUCCUAUGAGGUUCAUAUAUACAAUGUAAAGUAUACGACAUGUUAUAUGUUAAGGGAGAUACAUCU
Lycium ferocissimum is the source of this 1393-nucleotide messenger RNA. RefSeq names its product plastoglobulin-1, chloroplastic-like. The coding region runs from base 3 to 1298 and encodes 431 amino acids. The record is from RefSeq and is a predicted model, not a curated record. Lineage: Eukaryota; Viridiplantae; Streptophyta; Magnoliopsida; Solanales; Solanaceae. The transcript has 5 exons.